This is a messenger RNA of Penicillium concentricum, 3801 nucleotides long. RefSeq names its product GRAM and VASt domain-containing protein. Bases 1 to 3801 code for a protein of 1266 amino acids. The transcript has 2 exons. Gene Ontology annotation, molecular function: sterol transfer activity; sterol binding. Gene Ontology annotation, biological process: intracellular sterol transport. Gene Ontology annotation, cellular component: cortical endoplasmic reticulum; plasma membrane; endoplasmic reticulum membrane. The record is from RefSeq and is a predicted model, not a curated record. Lineage: Eukaryota; Fungi; Ascomycota; Eurotiomycetes; Eurotiales; Aspergillaceae.
AUGGCCGACUCUUCGUCUUCAAGCUUGAAAGGUGAAAAUAGAUCGCGUCGCUCCUGGACAAUAUCUGCAGAGUCAAGUGCAAUCGAAAGCAAUGGUCGGUCAUCCCAUGAUUCUACCCUCGAGAGACCGAAAACCCAGGGCGGAGAAGUAGAUCCCAAGGCUGGACCCAGUGGAUUCUCAAAGCUACUCGAUGCGCGUCGGAGGCGGAAACAGAAUAAAAAGAAGAAUCAAAAAACAGACGAGCCGGCGGUGCCGACUGUCGUUGUGGAACACGACCUACACGAAAGCCGGUCCAAUGAAUCUCGGGAUGGGACCUCCGCAGCCCCGUCGUCGAUCGCAGAGAGCUUUGCGCCGGAAGGUGAAGGUAAUCAUCUGUUGACCGAUGAUGACGAGCCGGACGGGCCUCCGCCGCUCACCUCACAUAACUCCCAUACCGGAUUCUACACCUCCUCCUCCCCUUUGUUCAAGACCACAUCGGUGGACGCCGCAGAGACAGAAAACUCUCAUGCUGAUGCCGAGUCAGCUGUUAGCGGCCUAAGUGCCACUGGAUCAGAAUCAAACCCGAGUGAAAGAAUGUCCCGACGCGCAACAUCGGGUAUGGCCUUGGAUGUCCCCACGGACCAGAAUGGCAAGAAACGCAGUGCAUCACCUGGACGACGCUUCAAAGAGGCAUUCACCUCGGAUAAGAAAGGCAAUCAUGAGGACCCCGAGGUUUCAUCAACCAAGCCCGGCCACAAAAGCGGGCGGGGUCUGUUCGGAGGCAGCCGACGGAGCAGUCUUUCAUCGAAACAAGUACAGGCACCCCCUGAUGACGUUCCGCCUUUGCCUGCGCCAAUUCGUACUGAUCUAACGAACGACAAGCCUCGUUCGCUUGAAGCGAGCCCUAUGCCGAACACCCCGCCUCAUACCGCUAUUCCUGCGCCAGCGACCACUGUAACACCUCCAACCCCAACUGACCACCGCCCUCUCAGUGCGCAAAUCCUGUCCAAUAAUGUUACCGACUCGCCCGAGUCCAUACAAUCUGAAAAUUCCCCAUCUUCUGGAGUCACCACCGUGAGCCCCUCUGGAAAUAUGAUCUCCCACCGCCGGGUGCGGUCCGCUUCUGCAGCUCAUGGCCCAAGCAAACUGUCCAACUCAAUGUCUGUUGCACUGACACCACUUGAAGAAAAACCACCCAGCGCAAAGAGUCCGAGUUCAACCCAGCAAACCGGCUUCUUUUCUUCAGUGUUUUCAGUUGCGCAAAAUGCUGCUACUUCCUUCAGCAAUAGCAUCAACGCACAACAGAGAAAUCGACCCACUUCUCAACCUGUUCCUGCUGAUGGUGAUAGAUCCCUCAAUGGGUCCAAUUCGGAGGAGAGUGAAAGAACAUCAGAUAACGGUAGCAAGAUUGCGGACGGGAGACCAUCUGCUGUAGAGACUCUUGGGGCAGGCGAUCUGAACUUCAGCCAUCUGGACAUUGACGCACGACCAGGUGAGUCAAUCACGACUGCCGACGGUGUGGUGAUCACAAAGCCAGGGAACCCCGUUGACAAGCGCAACAACACAGCUGUUUCCCGGCGAGACGAGGAGGCUGCCAAACUGGAAGACAAACGCGCGGCGCGCGCUGUUCAAGUAGCAUACGAAAAGCCCUCGGAUCUAGAAGAUGCUCUGGAGAUCCAGUCUACGACGUCGCUUCCGAAAGAUGGCAUAAUCAUGGGUGAUCAGACUCCCCCUAGUGGUAGUGUCCUUGAUGGUGACCUGAGCGGGGGUCUCAGACGCACUGGCAGUGUGCGCAGCAGACUUGCUCGGCGUCAUCGGGGCUCGUCUGGGGCCACAGCCUCGACAAUAGGAGCCAUUGGGGUUAAUGCCAUUGCACUUGGUGCUCCUGGUAUCAAUUCUAGUGUACCUCGAUUGACCGGCUUUGCGGUUGCGAGUAAAAAGCGCAAUCGAGAUUUCCACCAACUAUUCCGGAGUGUACCCGAAGACGAUUAUCUGAUUGAAGAUUACAGCUGCGCCCUGCAACGUGAGAUCAUUCUUGCCGGCCGCAUCUAUAUCUCAGAAGGACACAUCUGCUUCUCCAGUAACAUCCUGGGGUGGGUCACGACUCUAGUGAUCAGCUUCGAUGAGGUUGUUGCCAUUGAAAAGGAGAAUACAGCUAUGGUGUUCCCCAAUGCUAUUGCAAUUCAGACACUCCACGCACGUCAUACUUUCCGCAGUCUGCUUAGUCGCGAGUCCACAUACGACCUGAUGGUCAACAUCUGGAAGAUCAACCACCCCACCAUCAAGAGCUCUGUGAAUGGAACCCGUGUGACCAAUGGUACCGGCGAUAAGACAGAGAAGGUUGGGGAGGAGGAGAGCGAGUCUGAGACCGAUCCCAGCGAUGAAGAUGAAAUAUACGACGAGGACGAGGAAGGGGACAACGCCGAUAGCUUCUUUGAGGCCGGCGGCAGUGCCAACGCCAGUGCAGUGUCCUUGCCACGAGCAGGUUUGAGCCGCAAGGCUUCAAGCCUUUCCGCGAAUGCAGCUAUUCCUGCGGCCGGAACAAAUGGAAAUGGCGACAAAAAGAGUGGCGAUAAGAAGAACGGCGACAAAGGCGUUUCCAAGGAUGCGCCUCCUGAUUUCCCAGGCCCAGCUACACAUGCACCCACUGAAUACGUUAACGCCGACGGACAGUACGAAAAAGUCAUCAAAGAUGAAGUCAUCCCGGCACCGCUCGGCAAGGUCUUCUCUUUGGUUUUUGGCCCAGCGUCUGGCGAGUUUAUGACCAAGUUCCUUGCCGAAAAUCAGAAAUGCGGAGAACUACAGUUUGAAGGAACAGCGAAGGGGUUGACGAUGGAAGUCCCAACCAGGAAAUACUCGUACAUCAAACCUCUCAAUGGCUCCAUUGGUCCGAGGCAGACAAAAUGCAUCAGUACCGAGACACUGGACUUCUUGGACCUUGAAAAGGCCGUUCUUGUCACUCUGAGCACUCAAACACCUGAUGUGCCUAGCGGGAACGUUUUUGCUACCAAAACCAAGUACCUCUUUACGUGGGCUGCUGGCAAUCAAACUCGCUUCCUCAUGACCUGUACUAUUGAGUGGUCAGGCAAGAGUUGGCUUAAAGGCCCUAUUGAGAAAGGCGCAAUUGAUGGGCAAACGGCCUUUGGAAAUGACAUUCUCAAAGCCCUGCAGGUUGGAGUUGUUCCCCGUGGACGUUCCAACGGCGCUGGACGAGGCAAAGGAAAGCGCAAGAAGGGCGAUGGCGCAAGGCGGGAGUCGACUGCAGCGGCUUCCUCAAAGAUUGCCAUGGAUUCCAAAGCUGGAAAGCAAGAAUCCUGGGGACUUUUCGAACCAGUCCGCCCCCUCCUGGAGCCCUUUACCAGCAUCCUCAGUCCGCUAUGGAGUGGCAACUUCGCUAUCCUAAUUAUCGUAAUCUUGUUCUACAUGGCGUUCUUCCGAUCGUCAUCGUCAUCAUCUAUGGCUUCGCAUGAAGCCGGCUGUCCCGGUCACGGCUUGCCUCAAAGACUGGCCGCAUACGAGGAGAUGUGGCGACGUGAAGAGACUGAGCUUUGGAACUGGCUGGAAGACCGAGUUGGCAUGGACGGAAUGGUCUUUCCAAACGUCUACCGAUCACCCGAGCCACACACAAGUCGCCGGUCAUAUGGAGUCAGUACAAGUGAUGAGCGUGAGCUUGCUGAACGGCUCCGGGAAGAGAAGGUCUCUGACCGUGAGAUGGAUCACGUCCUUCGUACCACACGCCAACGUCUCGAAGUCCUUGAAGAGAUGAUGGGCAAACGCAAAGCCCAAUGGAAAGUCGACGAACCAGUCAAGUCCGAGUUGUGA